CCAAACCUCCAAAAACCACAAUAAAAACAAUCUACCCCAUUUCGCCCCCAAUCGCGCCAUCCCUGGUCGUCGCUCGUGUCGGUCCAUUUCGCGGAACAGUCCGCCAGGUGGUACGAUGAUCAUCCCGGUACAGGUGAAUUCUGGCGAGCGAUGUCCGGCCGACACGAAAAGUUUCUAUAAAUAAUCCUCUGUCCGAGUCGGUGUUUCUCGGACGGUCAGAGGGUACAAGAGUCGCCUAGAAGCCGCGGCAGCGGCGGUCCGCUCUAGGAGAAUACUACUCCUCUCCAUCUCCCUCUUUUCUUUGACCGGUGCGUAUGGGGUGAGGAUCAACAGCGAGCGUUAAACUGGAGGAGGAAAAGGCGGGCUCGUGAACAGCGUCGUGCUCUCAGGUAGGAGUCGAAGGCUGGAGGUGGACAAGUGGAAUCCCAGGGGGUGGGGAUGGAGCCGGAGCAACGUGGACGCGCUUCGCGAGCGUCGUCGACGUCGAGCCUCGGCCGCGAGGUCCGUUGUGGCUGUCAGUACUACCAGAGCGACUCGCUUCUGCCGGAACGACGUGCUCUCCUCGGUAGACCGCCGUCCAGGACGAUGCAGCAGCCACCUGCGGUCCGCUGCAGCGAGCACGAGUACGAACCGAUCGCCGCUCCGUCACCGUCGCCGAAACCGGCGUCGGCGCCGGUCGUGCGAAUCACCGACACGGAUGUGGUGCCCGUCGCAGACAGCGACGACAGCAUCGACGACCGGGCACGUCUGCCACCGGAGCUGACGAAAGCCGGCGACCUGAUACUACCUCUGGAUGGCAAGAUCGAGGACACCGCGAUGGAGGGUCGCGAGCUCGUCGAAGCCGGCGACACCUCCGAGGAACUCGAAACGCCUCAACAAUUGCAGGACAGACUGGAGGAGCGGUUCCUGAGCGCACCCACUCCUAGCGCCGAGUCGAGAACCGAUGCCGAGGUUAACACUAGCCAGGUAGACUCGUUGGCAUUGGAGGAGCUGCCGCUGCGUCGCGGUGCCCGCGGAUUGCCCCACAAGCUGAAAACGCAGGCUGGUAAGCUGCGUACGAGGUUGAGGAACAUUAAACGACCGUCGUUCGCGUUCCCGGAACGACAGAGACCAGAGAAGACCAGGUCGGCGAGCAGCGGCAGGUCGGACAAGUCCAGGACGCAAGAGAAGAGACCCAGCCGAAUGGACAGAAUCAGAUCGUCCUUCUCCGAGCGGCCGAAAUUCAACCUUCCGAAUCGGCCGAGAUUCUCUCUGCCGGAGAGGCCCAAGUUCAACCUGCCCGAGAGGCCCAAGUUCAACCUGAAGAAGCCAAAUAUUCGUCUGCCGAACGCCUUGGCUCGCGGCACCAGAUCUCCGCCGUCGCACGACGAGCGCUCCACGGAGUCGACGGUCGGCUCCCGCAGGAACAUCUUCGACUUCUCCACGUACCCUCGGAUAUUCGACCGGAAGUCGAAGAGCAGGGGCGAAUACGCGACGUCCACGCCGAAAGACUCGCGAGCGCAGUCCACCGAGAGCGCCACGUUCCCGCGCCCGCGGAAGGGCAUGGUCGUGAGCGAGAAGUGGGCCCGGAGGUUCGAGAAGACGGCGUACAUCGACGAGGAUCGUUCGGACCCGGAGACCGCGGCGGAGAGAUCGCGGCCCUGGCGUCGUCCCUCGAUGGAGCAGCCCAGGUUGUCCAUCGGGUACGCGGAAGACACUAGAAUACCCUGGGAAGAGAAGCAGCGACCGGAGGAGCUGCAAUACAUGGACUACGAGCAGGAGUCCCCGGAGAUCUCCGAGCGUCAGGCUCAUCCGACGUCGGAGGCUUCAAGAACGGAGGAGGAGUCCUACGAGAGGGAACGAAUGGAGUCGAGUCCGAGGUUGUACAAGGAGGAGGAGACCGGGAAGGAGGAGGAGGGCGAAGCGGAUUGGAGAGCGGAGGAGCGGAUGGCCAGAGAGGAAUUCAGAGCGGUUCAACGAUCUCGCUCGUUGGAGGAGGUCCUGCGUGGUAGGGAGGACGAGGGUUACGACGGGAACUUCGCAAUGGUCGAUCCCAGGAGAUACGGGGUACACAAGACCCCGUCGGAGGAGGAGGAGUACGACGAGGAGAUGGAGGAAGAGGAAGAAGCCGAACCGUCGUCCGCUCAGUCGGACAGGGAGCAACAACAAUCGAGCGGCAGCUCGUGCGAUCGACGACGCCGAGGGGUCAUCGAGGAGAUCGACUCCGACGAGUUCUUCCUGAGGGAGAGCGGUCUCAGCCAGGACGAUAUGAACCUGGGCAAGUAUCUGACCAGCGAGAUCAGAGACGCUCUGCGACCGGACGCGAUGAACGCGUUGGCGGACGACUCGAUGCCGAUUCCUCCGCAACGUCCGAUGAGGAAGAGGUCACUGAGGAGGCAGAAGGAGGGCUCGAUCGAAUCGUACGAGGUGAUGCCACCGAUCAGACCCAAACGAGACCCGAACAGAGCUCGUCGCAGCGAGUCCAUGGACGAUCAGUUCCGCGAACGCACCAGAAGCGGCUCCAAGCACCGCAUAGUUUAUCGGACCGAAGGGGAGCCUGCGGAGCUGCCCGUCGAACCCUUGGACGACAUCGUGGUUGUGAAACCGGUGCGCAGAAAGUCAAAGUCCUCUCAGCGCAGUCAAUCGCAGAUACCGGAAGUAGAUCGCCCACCUUCACCGGUACCUCCCGUCGUACCCAAACGUCGAAAGCGUUUACGCAAAGAGACACCCACGGAAAGAAGGAACGGUGAAGUGGCGGCUAUAUGCAAUGGGCAUACCGAGUGGGGUGGAGCUGAUUCAGCUCCCGAAAAACCGCUGCCGCUACCUCCCACGAGCAUGGACCAGCUGCCAGACGAGGAAGCGUACACGGCCGAGGAGAUCAUGGCAACCAGCGAGGAGAACAUUCGGAUGCUGGCCACGCGCCUGCGAGAAGAGGAGUACAUGGAACCAGCACCCGUUGCGCCAAAGAGGAGAUCGAGGUCCAGAGGAACGUCGGUGGCCCAAGACGAGGAUAGAACGUCCCACGGUGCCGAGUCGCUACCGGAGAUCGGAUACGCGGAAGAGGAUAUACCCAGAGACGACCUGGACUUUGGCAGAGAUCUGUCAGGGUACGCGAUUAUAGAUAAACGCGACAAACCACCCAGACCCCCGCCACCCAGGAGAAAGAGAGACAAGUUCGCUACGGCUCCGAGACCCGUCCCGCCGAAACGACCCCAACGCGCCUACAGUACCCUAGGUCCUAGUAAGUCCAGAGAAAUUAAUAUAUUAACCGACGCGUUCGAGACGACUCUACAAACAGCGGAAUCCGCUCCCUACAUCGAAAUCGAUUCCGACGACGGAGAACACAAGGAUCUCCGCAGCGAUCAAGUGUUGAGUAAGAUGCAAGGACGUCCGCUUCCUGCCCCUCCGAGACCGCCCAGAGCGAGAAAGGACAGAUCACUGGAACGGUCAGCGAGCGCGAUGAACCAGGAGUCCGUCAUGGAGACGACGACCGCGACGCAGACGGACCCGUUACCCGACGACAUGGUGAUCGAGGAGGAAGUGACCCAGGCCAAGCUGGUCGUCGCUCCGUCCAGAUCUGGCUCCCAGAUCAUGGUCUCCACCGAGAGAAUACCGAGCCCGUCGAGCGCGAGCACACCGCCCGUUCCACCCUUGCCAAUGUCCCAACGCGCGCGGAUUGACGAGCAAAUGGGUCUCACCUACGACACUGUGUCCUUGAAGUCCCCGUCGCCCACCCGCGAACUCGAGGACAGACACCUGUCCGCGCCACACUUGGAACCCAUUCGCGACGAAAGACCGCGUUCGCCACUCGUCCAUUCCGCUCUGUCACCCAGCGAACCUGUAAGAAUCAGCAACCUGGAGGUGGGCGACCUGAGAGUAGAUCGACUGAACGUGUCACAGAUAGAGGCGGGUAAAAUCGUCGCGUCGGAAGUGGACGCGUUGGUUAUCACUGCUUCCGAACUGAAGAGUAUGACAGGUAUGAUAGAAGAAGGCCUGUCUCCGUCCAUCAUCAAGGAACUGAUAGCGAUCAGAAGUCACUUGGAAACGGUGGCCGCGUCUCAAGCCCAACAGAGUCGAAUGGAGAUCAGCGCGAGCAGAGCGGAACAGGAAAAGAAGACGGACAUUCCUAUAGCGAGCAGGGAACAGGAACCGAAAACGAGAGACGAACAGACGGUUCAACAGAGUCCUCCGCGAGAGGAGAAGUCAACGCCAGAGGAGCAAAAGGUUGUUAAAAAAGAAGUAACUGAAUCGAAGGACAAAGAUAUAUCCACCACACGCACACGAGCAAACGUCGAGGAUAACGACAUACCGGUAACGCAUACAUUAUCAGUCACCCACGUAGAGUUGAGCGACAAAGACAUCUUUCUCACAACACAAUCACCCCCUGUCGUUCAGCCAACCGAAGAUAAGUCAUUACGAAUUUCUGAUUCAGAAUCCCCCCUUUCUUUGAGCACGGCUACCAACGUGGAAGAAUCCCGCGCUUCCCUUCCCCCGUCUAUACCGAAAACAGGGGACCAGGUGACGGAAUCAAGAUUGUCCCCGGAUCGAAUGUCCGAACCGAGCGAGUUGGAAGGAUCUACCGAUUCGAAAGUACCGGCCGAAUUCUCCACACUGAUGGCGGAGCACCGGCAUAAGGGUAAAGACAAAGAGAGCUCGCUCGAAAGUACAGAGCCGAAGUCUCGAAAAUCGAGAUCCAGAUCACCGUCACCUAUACGUUUGUCUAGCGAACGACAAACCGCUUCACCGGUACGAUCCUUGCCACCAGCCAUUUCAGUAACACCGGACACGCCUGAUAAUGUCACGCAUCAAGGCAUCACCAGCGAGACACAACCGCAACGUGCCGUUAUCUCUUACACCUCGUACACCGAGGUGUCCGACAGGGACAGCCAAAGAGAGUCGUCCCAGUCACCGAUACCCUCCUUUCCCCUAGGUGGCACUCAUCUCAUAGCGUUUCCAGCUUCACAAAUUCCAAGUCAAUUCCUGUCACUGACGAGUCAACGCGUAGAUUCGGAGCCCAGCGUCGCGGAUAGCGUUAGACAAUUAACGAGAGUUCUACGGUUAGCGUGCAUUAAAGCCAUGAGACAUUUCGUGCGGUACGCAGCAUCCAUGGUAGGCGAAGAAUCCAGAGAGAAGAUCAGAGAAGUGGAAUUAACGAUAUGCGCCAUGCUGUUGCUAGUCACGGGUCUGUUGAUAUUCUUGUUCGGUAGCACGCGAACGGUGACCCACCAUCAUCACUGGGAUUACUUUAAUCCACCUAAAUAACGCACAGAAAUAAAGAACAUCAAUAAACAGCUCAACGUCAUGUAUUUUAUUUUUAAUGUAUCGUUCUUAAGAUGUAAAUUUAUAACAUUUCAAGGGGAACGAGAAUUGCUAACAGAAAAAAUGACGGAACUAAUAAUAUGGACAGAAAUAUAGACGGAUGAACAGAGCGUGUAACAAAAAUAAUAAGAUUGGUAAAUUAAAGCCUUGGAGCAGUUCAAUUCAUUGACGUAACUAAACAGAGACUCCUAGGAUACCUUGUAUGCUUCAUAUUAAAAGUUUAAAAAUUUCCAGAAACCAUUUGAUCUAAUUUAGGGUACUGACACUGUUAGAAAGUUGAAAGAUUUGAUCCAUCCCGGAAAUCCUAGUUACGCCAAUGAUGAAAUUUCUUUUCUGCUCGAAUGUUACAUUUGAACGAAACGCAAUUAACAACGAAUUGACAGAAACCAUCGUCUGAAAAUCUUGUAAUGCAAACAGUGGUGAGUGACUGAUACCUGUAAAAAGGAUAUACCGCAUAAUUUGCUACGAGAAUACUU
Megachile rotundata (alfalfa leafcutting bee) is the source of this 5774-nucleotide messenger RNA. RefSeq lists its product as uncharacterized. The record is from RefSeq and is a predicted model, not a curated record. Lineage: Eukaryota; Metazoa; Arthropoda; Insecta; Hymenoptera; Megachilidae.